AUGUCCUUAUCUAAAGGUCCAGGACAACCGACGAAAGCUUCGGCCUCGGAGCAGCCAAGGCAGCCAAAGUGCACCCGGUGCCGCCACCAUGGGAUCAUCGUCCCACAGAAGGGACAUGUGAAAUACUGCCCUUUUCUCAAAUGUAACUGCUGGAAGUGCUAUCUCAUCACACAGCGGACACGGAUCACGGCCCUCCAGCGAAACCUGAAGAAAGCCCAGAGCAAACCGCAUGAUAAAGAGCAGCGACCCGGCGGCCCCAUCGGUGUCAGCGUGAGGAAACCAGCGGCUGAGAGGACACCUAGCGCCUUGGCACCGGAUGGAGGCGCCUGUCCGUCAGCCACAUCUGGACCGAUAUGUUCCCGAUCCGCAAGGAGUGUCGCCACUACCACCACCGCCUGGAAACCCCUAAAUCCCCGGAGCAGACCCGCCGCGGGAGGAGAGCCUGUGGCCGGUUUGGAGAGUAAAGAGGCGCUGCCCCUAACUUCCAGUGGAGAAGGACCGUGUUCACCUUUCAGUGCCCCUUACUUAGAUGAAAUAGGGCAGACUCCACCUUCGCCUGCAAUUUGCUUUCCAUUUAGGAUGCCAAAUCAUUUCCCCAGCAGCUAUGUUCCAUUUCCAAACUUCUUGUUCAACAUGCCAUGGCUGCCACCUGUAUCUCCUGGGUUUUACAAUGACGGCCUCCAUGGACCCCGGAUAUUCCCCCACUUCCAGCAGAGUGCAGUGCAUUACCCACCUCCACCAGAGCCUGGACCCCCAGCUGUCUUCCUCUAA
Molecule: messenger RNA, 771 nt
Organism: Lates calcarifer (barramundi perch)
Lineage: Eukaryota; Metazoa; Chordata; Actinopteri; Centropomidae
Product: doublesex- and mab-3-related transcription factor B1
Exons: 3
Coding region: 1-771 (256 amino acids)
Biological process (GO): germ cell development; regulation of transcription by RNA polymerase II; sex differentiation
Cellular component (GO): nucleus
Molecular function (GO): DNA-binding transcription factor activity, RNA polymerase II-specific; RNA polymerase II cis-regulatory region sequence-specific DNA binding
Source: RefSeq, a predicted model, not a curated record